Molecule: messenger RNA, 381 nt
Organism: Penicillium arizonense
Lineage: Eukaryota; Fungi; Ascomycota; Eurotiomycetes; Eurotiales; Aspergillaceae
Exons: 1
Coding region: 1-381 (126 amino acids)
Source: RefSeq, a predicted model, not a curated record
AUGGAGAAUUCGAAGGACCCGAUGAAAACGAGGCUCCCUUAUCGUCUGGACGACAAAGUAUUCUUCCGCAACGCCAGCGGGGAAGACACCUUUUGCCUCUGCAAAUCUAUGUGUAGUGGAAUUUUCCAGCUUGUUAAUGACCAACAAGCUCUCCAGGGCCUCACCUUCUCCAAGGGAACAAAGCUGCCGAAGAAGUAUAUUCAGCACUGCCCAACAAGUGGGGACAACGCAGUCCUAAGGCACAAGCCAUACGGUUCGCUACAACCAAUCCUGCCACAACCGACACCAUUCCAUAUGACCAACCUCGACUUUGUCGUUGGCCUGCCUACUACCGUCAAAUGCCACAACGCAAUGCUGAACUUGACCGAUAAAUUCAUCUGA